This is a messenger RNA of Rhodotorula graminis WP1, 1849 nucleotides long. RefSeq lists its product as uncharacterized. The record is from RefSeq and is a predicted model, not a curated record. Bases 140 to 1777 code for a protein of 545 amino acids. The transcript is spliced from 8 exons. Gene Ontology annotation, cellular component: cytosol. Gene Ontology annotation, biological process: GMP biosynthetic process. NCBI's taxonomy places the organism in Eukaryota, Fungi, Basidiomycota, Microbotryomycetes, Sporidiobolales, Sporidiobolaceae. Gene Ontology annotation, molecular function: GMP synthase (glutamine-hydrolyzing) activity; ATP binding; GMP synthase activity.
CCAGCACUCGACCAGCUCCAGCACAGUCUCCCAGUAGGCCGUACACCAAGCCCCAGCACGCCCCAGCCGCUGCCUCCCUCGGACCACCUCGCACUCGUUCCCUCCCUCUUCACCGCCUCACCCUCGUUCAUCCUCCGACAUGGCUGCCGAGGCGCCCUCCCAGUCGGCCAACAGCAUCGUGGCCGACUUUGACUCGAUCCUCAUCCUCGACUUUGGCUCGCAAUACUCUCACCUGAUCGUGCGCCGAUGCCGCGAGUUCAAUGUCUACUGCGAGAUGCUCCCGUGCACCCAGAAGCUCGCCGACCUCAAGUGGAAGCCCAAGGGCAUCAUCCUGUCGGGCUCGCCGUUCUCGGUCUACGAGAAGGACGCGCCACGCGUCGACCCGGCCGUCUUUGACGCCGGCGUCCCGGUUCUCGGAAUCUGCUACGGCCUCCAGGAGACCGCCAACUUCUUCGGCGCGCGCGUCGAGGCCUCGGACCACCGCGAGUACGGCGAGGCCAUCAUCAAGGUCCUGUCGCAGCCGGCGGACGCGCCCGCUCACCUCAACAAGCUCUUCGAGGGCAUCCCCGAGGAGUCGCCCGUCUGGAUGUCGCACUCGGACCGCCUUCACUCGCUCCCCGAGGGCUUCACCACCAUCGCGACGACCGAGUCGGCGCCGUGGGCCGCCAUCGCGCACAACGAGAAGCCGAUCUACGGCAUCCAGUUCCACCCCGAGGUGACGCACUCGCUCCGCGGCAAGGACGUCCUCCAGCGCUUCGUCAUCAACAUCUGCGGCUGCGCUCGCGGCUGGACCAUGGAGGAGUUUAUCGACAAGGAGAUUGAGCGCAUUCGGAAACUCGUCGGCCCGACCGGCCAGGUCAUCGGCGCCGUCUCGGGCGGCGUCGACUCGUCCGUCGCCGCCAAGCUCAUGCACGAGGCCAUUGGCGACCGUUUCCACGCCAUCAUGGUCGACAACGGCGUCCUGCGCCUGAACGAGGCCGAGCAGGUCCACAAGAUGCUAUGCGAGGACCUCGGCGUCAACCUGACGGUCGUCGACGCGUCCGAGCUCUUCCUCGGCAAGCUCAAGGGCGUCGAGGACCCCGAGACCAAGCGCAAGAUCAUCGGCAAUACGUUCAUCGAGGUGUUUGAGGAGAAGGCGGCCGAGCUCGAGCGCGACAUUGAGAAGACGGGCGCCAAGGGCGGCAAGAUCGAGUGGCUCCUCCAGGGCACCCUGUACCCGGACGUCAUCGAGUCGAUCAGCUUCAAGGGCCCGUCGGCGACCAUCAAGACGCACCACAACGUCGGCGGCCUCCUCGACAACAUGAAGCUCAAGCUCAUCGAGCCCCUGCGCGAGCUGUUCAAGGACGAGGUUCGUGCGCUCGGCCGCCUCCUCAAGAUCCCGACCCACCUCGUCAUGCGCCACCCCUUCCCCGGCCCCGGCCUCGCCAUCCGCAUCCUCGGCGAGAUCACGCCCGAGCAGGUCCGCAUCGCGCAGCACGCCGACGCCAUCUUCAUCGAGGAGAUCCGCAAGGCCGGCAUCUACGACCAGAUGAGCCAGGCCUUCUGCGCGCUCCUGCCCGUCAAGGCCGUCGGCGUCCAGGGCGACCGCAGGACGUACGAGCAGGUCAUCUGCGUCCGCGCCGUCAAGACCGAGGACUUUAUGACGGCCGAGUGGUUCGACUUCCCGCCGGCCGUCCUGCGCAAGCUGUCGAACCGCAUCACCAACGAGGUCAACGGCAUCAACCGCGUCGUCAUGGACAUCACCUCGAAGCCGCCCGGCACGAUCGAGUGGCUCUAAAGGUGCUCUAGUGUAGACGCUGUCGCGCCCUCUCUCGUCGGAACUGUAUUCCUAAUAGACUCUUGGCCGAGC